This is a messenger RNA of Egretta garzetta (little egret), 846 nucleotides long. RefSeq names its product iroquois-class homeodomain protein irx-2-like. Gene Ontology annotation, cellular component: nucleus. The record is from RefSeq and is a predicted model, not a curated record. Gene Ontology annotation, biological process: regulation of transcription by RNA polymerase II; cell development; neuron differentiation. Gene Ontology annotation, molecular function: DNA-binding transcription factor activity, RNA polymerase II-specific; RNA polymerase II cis-regulatory region sequence-specific DNA binding. NCBI's taxonomy places the organism in Eukaryota, Metazoa, Chordata, Aves, Pelecaniformes, Ardeidae.
AUGGCUAUCAGCAAUAACAAAUUGCCAACCCCACCGUUUUGUUCUGUCCAGGGCUCCCCUUACGACGCCCAUACGACGGGGAUGACCGGAGCCAUCAGCUACCACCCGUACGGCAGCCCUGCCUACCCCUACCAGCUCAACGACCCCGCGUACAGGAAGAACGCCACCCGCGACGGCACCCUCAAGGCCUGGCUCAACGAGCAUCGCAAGAACCCCUACCCCACCAAGGGCGAGAAGAUCAUGCUGGCCAUCAUCACCAAGAUGACCCUCACCCAGGUCUCCACCUGGUUCGCCAACGCCCGCCGGCGGCUCAAGAAGGAGAACAAGAUGACCUGGGCCCCGCGGAACAAGAGCGAGGACGAGGACGACGACGAAGGCGACGGGGCGAGGAGUAAAGAGGAGAGUCCCGAGAAGAGGCCCGAGAGCAACGAACCCUCCGCGGAGGACGAAGGUGGGCGCGGGAGCCAGACCCUGGGGCAGGGCUGCCAGCCUGCGCCGCUCUCCUCGACCACCCCCGCCUCCGCCCCGCACAGCGCUGCCUACUCGCCCUCCUCCCUCCUGGGGAGGCAUAUUUAUUACACCUCACCUUUUUAUAGCAAUUAUACAAACUAUGGGAACUUUAACGCGCUCCAGAGCCAGGGAAUCCUGAGAUACAACUCCGCGGCAGUGGCUUCAAACGAGGGACUAACUCAGACUGUCCUAAAUGCCAGCUCUGUCCACAAGCAGAGCAGUGACUCUUUGAAAACCAUCACUAACCAGCUAGAACAGCAUUACAGGCCCUCUAGUUAUGACUCGAAGAAAGAUCCCACUGAAGUCUGCACAGUAGGAGUACAACCAUACCUAUAG